Aaosphaeria arxii CBS 175.79 is the source of this 1455-nucleotide messenger RNA. RefSeq lists its product as uncharacterized. The transcript is spliced from 2 exons. The coding region runs from base 1 to 1455 and encodes 484 amino acids. NCBI's taxonomy places the organism in Eukaryota, Fungi, Ascomycota, Dothideomycetes, Pleosporales. Gene Ontology annotation, molecular function: zinc ion binding; DNA-binding transcription factor activity, RNA polymerase II-specific. Gene Ontology annotation, biological process: regulation of transcription by RNA polymerase II. The record is from RefSeq and is a predicted model, not a curated record.
AUGUCGACAAGAAGAACCCAUAACAAGACAAGGCUAGGAUGCGGCCAAUGUAAGAAGAGGCGAAUAAAGUGUGACGAGACACACCCAACAUGUAAUAACUGUGUGAAGAAAGGGUUUGAUUGCAGUUUUCUGCUCCUAGCACCCUCCACACGACUCACCACCUCCAUCACAUCUCGCCCGAUCACAACCCCAAUAUCAUCAACUUCUCCCACGUCAAAACAACUAGCACAUAUCAGUCCUUCGCCCUCUAGAUCAUCGACAGGAUCGAGUCCCUCGACGUCAGACUCACAAAAUGAUGGGCUCUCUAUGAUACCCGCACCCAAACUCUUACCAGGCAUCCAACUCAAAGACGUCUUCACCGAAUUCCGCGGCCAACUAGCCAACUACCAUGAGCUCCUCCUCGGCCAAUACAAAGAGACAACCUGUCUCACACUGGCGACCGACGACCCAGGAAAGUCCGCCUGGCAAGUCUACGUCCCACAGAUGGCGAACGAGCACAGCUUCCUAAUCCACGGCAUCUUCUCCGUGACCUCACUCCACCUCUCCCAGCUCCACGAAAGCGCCCCAGAGCGCGAAAAACUCCGCAACAUCGCGGCCGACCAAAUGAACCGCGCCAUCGCGCAAUUCCGCCUCGAACUCGAAAACAUCAACAAAUCCAACGCGCCCGCCCUCUUCGCCUGCUCGACCCUCACCGCCGUCUACUUCUUCCGCACCUCCGUCGUCGACCUCGAAGAGGUCCAAGCCGCCAUCCCGCCUGACAUACCCGACCCGCCGGUGAGCGCAAUCGACAAGUCCAUCGACUCGAUUAUCCGCACCUUCUGGGCUCUCCGCGGCGCGCUCAGCGUCCUCGCUCCCGGCUGGGAAUGGGUCGUCGACAGCAAGAUGUCGCCGGUAUGCCAUCGCACAUGGUGGCCUGAGCAUCGACUUCCCGCGUCCGCGCGCGCUGUCGAGGAAGACAGACGGCUCGCACAGCUGGAGAAGCUCUGGACGAAUCUGGGGAGGGGGAACGAGAUGGAGCAUGAUAGUCUGAGCGCAGCGCUGGGACACCUGCGGAACACAUAUGCGCUGGUUUCCAUGCUGACGGAUCCUGAGAUGGAGUAUCCGACGAUGAAUUCACCUGUGCCAUAUUCAGUGGACGACACGACGGUGGGAAUGUUGAGGGAUCGCGCGGCGAUAUUGGUGUGGGCGACGAGGCUGUCGAAGAUGUUUAUCCAGAUGGUCGAGACGAAGCGGCCGGAGGCGUUGGUUGUUACAGCGCACUAUGCGGUGCUGCUGGGGAGGGUGAGGAAUGUGUGGUGGAUGGAUGGGCUAGGGGCGGGCAUGCUGAGGGGGAUUGCGAUGGCGCUGGGGAGAGAGAACUUGCAUUUGAUAGAGUGGCCCGCGCAGGUUUUGGGGGUGGAUGUUGAGAGUAGGUUUGGAUUGGAUCAGCUGGCGGCUUCGAUGAGGGCGAUUUGA